Messenger RNA from Synchiropus splendidus (mandarinfish), 2754 nucleotides. It is a transcript of the gene hsp90ab1, whose product is annotated as heat shock protein 90, alpha (cytosolic), class B member 1. Bases 154 to 2331 code for a protein of 725 amino acids. The record is from RefSeq and is a predicted model, not a curated record. The transcript is spliced from 12 exons. Gene Ontology annotation, biological process: cellular response to heat; protein folding; protein stabilization. NCBI's taxonomy places the organism in Eukaryota, Metazoa, Chordata, Actinopteri, Syngnathiformes, Callionymidae. Gene Ontology annotation, molecular function: ATP hydrolysis activity; ATP binding; disordered domain specific binding. Gene Ontology annotation, cellular component: plasma membrane; cytosol; perinuclear region of cytoplasm.
UGCCGCGGAGGGAUACGCCUGCUCGCACAGCCCGAUGCGUAUAAAGAUUCCCGUCCAAUAAAAGGAAGCCCCUUUCAGUUUGUCUGCGUCAGUGUGCGGAGGGGACGAUUUUCUGGACGCAUUUAUUCAAGAAUUGUCAACGAAAUAAUCAAGAUGCCUGAAGAAAUGCUCCAAGAGGAGGAGGUGGAGACCUUUGCCUUCCAGGCAGAGAUCGCUCAGCUGAUGUCCCUGAUCAUCAACACCUUCUACUCCAACAAGGAAAUCUUCCUCAGGGAGUUGAUCUCCAACGCCUCUGAUGCUCUGGACAAGAUCCGUUACGAGAGCCUGACUGAUCCCUCAAAGCUGGACAGCGGCAAGGAUCUGAAAAUUGACAUCACUCCCACCAAAGACAACCGAACCCUCACCAUCGUCGACACCGGAAUCGGCAUGACCAAAGCCGAUCUGAUCAACAACCUGGGGACCAUCGCCAAGUCCGGCACCAAGGCCUUCAUGGAGGCUUUGCAGGCUGGAGCUGACAUCUCCAUGAUCGGUCAGUUUGGUGUGGGUUUCUACUCCGCCUACCUGGUUGCUGAGAAGGUGGUGGUCAUCACCAAACACAACGACGACGAGCAGUACAUCUGGGAGUCCUCGGCCGGAGGCUCCUUCACGGUCCGGGUGGACAAGGACGGCGAGCCCAUCGGCCGCGGCACCAAGAUCAUCCUGCACCUGAAGGAGGACCAGACCGAGUACAUCGAGGAGAAGCGCGUGAAGGAAAUCGUCAAGAAGCACUCUCAGUUCAUCGGCUACCCCAUCACCCUCUUUGUGGAGAAGGAGCGCGACAAGGAGAUCAGCGACGACGAGGCUGAGGAGGAGAAGGCCGAGAAGGAGGAGAAGGAAGAUGCUGAGGACAAGCCAAAGAUCGAGGACGUGGGCUCGGACGAGGAUGAGGACACAAAAGACAAGGACAAGAAGAAGAAAAAGAAGAUCAAGGAGAAGUACAUCGACCAGGAGGAGCUGAACAAGACCAAGCCUAUCUGGACCAGGAACCCUGACGACAUCACCAAUGAAGAGUACGGAGAGUUCUACAAGAGCUUGACCAACGACUGGGAGGAUCACCUGGCUGUCAAGCACUUCUCAGUGGAAGGGCAGCUGGAGUUCCGCGCUCUGCUCUUCAUUCCUCGCCGGGCACCUUUUGACCUCUUUGAGAACAAGAAGAAGAAGAACAACAUCAAGCUGUACGUCAGGAGAGUCUUCAUCAUGGACAACUGUGAAGAGCUCAUCCCAGAGUACCUCAACUUUGUUCGCGGCGUGGUCGACUCCGAAGAUCUUCCCCUCAACAUCUCCCGAGAAAUGCUGCAGCAGAGCAAGAUCCUGAAGGUCAUCCGUAAGAACAUCGUCAAGAAGUGUCUGGAGCUCUUCGCCGAGCUGGCAGAGGACAAGGAGAACUACAAGAAGUUCUACGAGGGCUUCUCCAAGAACAUCAAGCUGGGCAUCCACGAAGACUCCCAGAACCGCAAGAAGUUGUCAGAGCUGCUGCGCUACCAUAGCUCCCAGUCUGGAGAUGAGACCACCUCCCUCACAGAGUACCUCACCCGCAUGAAGGACAACCAGAAGUCCAUCUACUACAUCACUGGUGAGAGCAAAGACCAGGUGGCCAACUCCGCCUUCGUGGAGCGAGUCCGCAAGCGUGGCUUCGAGGUCCUGUACAUGACAGAGCCCAUCGACGAGUACUGCGUCCAGCAGCUGAAGGAGUUUGACGGCAAGACGCUGGUGUCCGUGACCAAAGAAGGUCUGGAGCUGCCUGAGGAUGAGGAGGAGAAGAAGAAGAUGGAAGAGGACAAGGUCAAGUUUGAGAACCUCUGCAAGCUGAUGAAGGAGAUCCUGGACAAGAAAGUGGAGAAGGUCACAGUUUCCAACAGACUGGUGUCGUCACCCUGCUGCAUCGUGACCAGCACCUACGGCUGGACGGCCAACAUGGAGAGGAUCAUGAAGGCCCAGGCCCUGAGGGACAACUCCACCAUGGGCUACAUGAUGGCCAAGAAGCACCUGGAGAUCAACCCGGACCACCCCAUCGUGGAGACCCUCAGGCAGAAGGCAGAGGCCGACAAGAACGACAAGGCGGUGAAGGAUCUGGUCAUCCUGCUGUUCGAGACCGCCCUGCUGUCCUCCGGCUUCUCCCUGGACGACCCACAGACCCACUCCAACCGCAUCUACAGGAUGAUCAAGCUGGGACUGGGUAUCGAUGACGACGAUGCAGUAGAGGAGCCCACGACGGCGGCCGCCCCAGACGAGAUCCCCCCGCUGGAGGGCGAGGGCGAAGACGACGCCUCACGCAUGGAAGAAGUCGAUUAAACAGACCCCCCACCCGCCCCCCCUUUCCCCACAGAUUUCUAUCACAUAGCCACACGUUCCAAUUGUUGAUCCUUAAAGUGCAGUAACUGCAAAACUAGUUGUCGUUGUUGUGGGGAGCAGCGACGCUCUGGCUCCAGGGCGUCGCUGUCACCUUUAAGGAUUCAAAAAAAGAAGUUAAUUUUUGCUGUAAGUUAAUGGUGACAGCACAUUUGUUUUAAGAGUACCCUGUUGCACUGAGUUUUAAAUGUCAUAUGUGUGAACAUGGGAAUGGUACAUUCCGCUGUUGGGUCUGGUGACGACGGUUCCGGGCGUCUGCUCGUGUGCAACUCUGCAUGGAGAGACUGUAAGAUUCCUUUGCCUGAGUCCAGGCUCGUCUGUAAUCCAAGUCUUGUUUUGCAAAAAAUUAAAGACGUUCAACCCAAA